Messenger RNA from Sphenostylis stenocarpa, 840 nucleotides. The record is from the annotation of a GenBank genome assembly. NCBI's taxonomy places the organism in Eukaryota, Viridiplantae, Streptophyta, Magnoliopsida, Fabales, Fabaceae.
AUGGAUUCAACUACUGCUGGAAAGGUCAUAAAAUGCAAAGCUGCGGUGGCAUGGGAAGCCGGAAAACCACUGGUGAUAGAGGAAGUUGAGGUAGCUCCACCACAGGCGAAUGAAGUUCGUCUGAAGAUCCUGUUUACCUCACUCUGCCACACUGAUGUCUACUUCUGGGAAGCCAAGGGACAGACACCUUUAUUUCCACGGAUAUUUGGCCAUGAAGCAGGAGGAAUCGUGGAAAGUGUUGGUGAGGGUGUGGCAGAUCUCAAGCCUGGUGAUCAUGUGCUUCCAGUCUUCACAGGGGAGUGCAAAGAGUGUGAUCAUUGCAAAUCAGAGGAAAGUAACAUGUGUAACCUCCUAAGGAUUAACACUGACCGUGGAGUGAUGCUGAAUGAUGGCAAGUCAAGGUUUUCAAUCAAUGGACAACCAAUAUACCACUUUGUCGGAACCUCCACUUUCAGUGAAUACACUGUAGUCCAUGUUGGCUGUGUUGCCAAGAUCAACCCCACUGCCCCACUUGACAAAGUUUGUGUUCUGAGCUGCGGUAUCUCAACAGGUCUUGGUGCUACAUUGAAUGUUGCAAAACCAAAAAAAGGUUCAUCAGUAGCUAUAUUUGGAUUGGGAGCUGUGGGGCUUGCUGCUGCCGAGGGAGCCAGACUUGCUGGUGCUUCCAGGAUAAUUGGGGUUGACUUGAAUUCCAAGAGAUUUGCAGAAGCCAAGAAGUUUGGAGUUACUGAGUUUGUGAAUCCAAAAGAUUAUGACAAGCCAGUUCAAGAGGUGAUUGCUGAAAUGACUGAUGGGGGAGUUGAUGAAGUGUUGAGUGUACUGGAAGUGUCCAUGCUAUGA